Molecule: messenger RNA, 333 nt
Organism: Aspergillus terreus NIH2624
Lineage: Eukaryota; Fungi; Ascomycota; Eurotiomycetes; Eurotiales; Aspergillaceae
Exons: 2
Coding region: 1-333 (110 amino acids)
Source: RefSeq, a predicted model, not a curated record
AUGGCAGCGGGUGCCACCCAACGCUCCGAAGCCGGUGACAAGGACAUAUAUCGACCAGCUAAAGCAACAGACAAGAUGCCGCCUCUAGUUAACCAACCCACGGUCAAUCAAGCCACUUACUGUGCCCAGCAAGUGUUGGUGACGGCCGCCACGGUGACAAAUGCGCCUCUAGUCAUUCCCUUCCAGGCCAUGUAUGACAGAGCACCAAGUCCGGAUGAGAUUGAUGUCGGUGUCUCUGCCGCGGCUUUCAGUUUUAGGUUGUGUCAACCGAGAGAAAGCCUCAAUAUCACGCGGUACAGACGGAGCACGACGACUUUUACCUUGCUUGUGUGA